GGAACGAAAGAUGGCGGCGGAAACGGUGCUGUCCAGUCUGUUGGGGCUGUUGCUUCUGGGGCUCCUGUUACCCGCAAGUCUGACCGGAGGUGUCGGGAGUCUGAACCUGGAGGAGCUGAGUGAGAUGCGUUAUGGCAUCCAGAUCCUGCCUUUGCCUGUCAUGGGAGGACAGAGCCAAGCUUCGGACGUGGUGAUUGUCUCCUCUAAGUACAAACAGCGCUAUGAGUGUCGCCUGCCUGCUGGAGCUAUUCACUUCCAGCGUGAAAGGGAGGAUGAAGCACCUGCUUACCAAGGGCCUGGGAUCCCUGAGUUGUUGAGCCCAAUGAGAGAUGCUCCCUGCCUGCUGAAGACCAAGGACUGGUGGACAUAUGAAUUCUGUUAUGGACGCCACAUCCAGCAGUACCACAUGGAAGAUUCAGAGAUCAAAGGUGAAGUCCUCUAUCUUGGCUACUACCAAUCGGCCUUCGACUGGGAUGAUGAAACAGCCAAGGUGGCAGGGGCCUCCAAACAGCAUCGCCUGAAACGCUACCACAGCCAGACGUAUGGCAAUGGGUCCAAGUGUGACCUCAACGGGAGACCCCGGGAGGCUGAGGUCCGGUUCCUCUGUGAUGAGGGUGCAGGGAUUUCUGGGGACUACAUUGAUCGUGUGGAUGAGCCCUUGUCCUGCUCUUACGUGCUAACCAUUCGGACUCCUCGGCUCUGCCCCCACCCUCUUCUCCGGCCCCCACCCAGUGCCGCUCCCCAGGCCAUUCUCUGUCACCCUUCCCUGCAGCCUGAGGAGUACAUGGCCUACAUUCAGAGGCAAGCUGUAGACCCAAAGCAAUAUGGAGAUAAAAUCAUAGAGGAGCUGCGAGACCUGGACCCCCAAAUGUGGAGUGAGACCAAGUCUGGGGUGGUACCACCAAAGAAAGCAGGUGCAAGCCCAACCAAGGAGGACAGUAAGGAAUCAGAUUUCUGGAAGAUGCUUCAUGAGCCAGAGGACCAGGCCCCAGGAGGGGAUGAGGCACAGGCUGAAGAGCAGGACUCAAACCUUGAGGCAGCAGAUCCAGUUCUAGGCUCUCCCGAGGAUUUUCAGAACAAUGUGCAGGUCAAAGUCAUUCGGAGUCCUGCAGACUUGAUUCGAUUGAUAGAGGAGCUGAAAGGUGGAACAAAAAAGGGGAAGCCAAAUGCAGGCCAGGAGCAGCCUGCAGAUGAUGCCACAGAAGCCCCUCAAAGGGAACCAGAGGCGAAGGGAAAGGGUGCCACAGAACAUCAGAGUGAUGCGGGAGAAGAGGAGGAUGACGAUGAAGAUGAAGAUGAAGAUGAGGAUGAGCGGCAGUUACUAGGAGAAUUUGAGAAGGAGCUGGAAGGAAUACUGCUCCCAUCAGACCGUGAGCGGCUCCGUUCAGAGGUGAAGGCUGGCAUGGAGCAGGAGCUGGAGAAUAUCAGGCAGGAGACAGAGAAGGAGCUGGACCCAGAUGGGCUGAAGAAGGAGUCAGAGCGUGAUCGGGCAAUGCUGGCUCUGACAUCCACUCUGAACAAGCUGAUCAAAAGGCUGGAGGACAAACAGAGUCCAGAGCUGGUGCAGAAGCACAAGAAAAGGAGGGUUGUACCCAAAAAGCCUCCCCCAUCACCCCAACCAACAGAGGAGGAUCCUGAGCACAGAGUCCGGGUCCGGGUCACCAAGCUCCGUCACAGAGGCCCCAAUCAGGAUCUGACUGUCCUCGAGAUGAAACGGGAAAACCCACAGCUGAAACAAAUCGAGGGGCUGGUGACAGAACUGCUGGAGAGGGAGGGACUCACAGCUGAAGGAAAAAUUGAGAUCAAAAUCGUCCGACCAGGGGCUGAAGGGACUGAUGAGGAUGCACGUUGGCUGACUGACGAGGACACAAAAAACCUCAAGGAGAUUUUCUUCAAUAUCUUGGUGCAGGGGGCUGAAGAGGCCCAGAAAGAGCGCCAACGGCAGAAAGAUCUGGAGAGCAAUUACCGCCGGGUGUGGGGCUCUCAAAAUGGGGAGGGCACGGGGGACCUGGAUGAGUUUGACUUCUGAGACCACUUCUGCAAUGGCCCUCCAAGGAGUCCAGAGUGCUCCCCGCCUCCCCACCCCCAGCACCCCUGAAGGCAAACCAGCAGAAUGGAACUGAGCUGUGGACUUCAUGGGCCCAACAUGGGGUACAGAGGCCAUGGGGCGAGUGCUGCUGCAGCUGCUGAGAGCCCCCCUCCGACCUCACCAGGCCUGCGGAUUUGGCUUUCCCAGGCAUCCCCCACAUCCCUUUCCUCUCCUCCUUGGCUUUUCCUGCUGUCAUCCCCUAACUUGUUGAUUCUUUCCUCCUCCCUACCUAAAGAAUAAGUAGGAUCUUUUGAGGGGAGUAGCUCAGAAGAAGGCAUGCUCCCCCACCCCUGCCCCUGUUGCUGUGUGGAGUCUCUUACCCCCUUCCCCUGGAUUGCCUUGGGAUUUUCCUCUCUCUUUGCCUGUCCACACUGUUCCCUACAAUCUGUGCUUCUGAGUUGAGGAGCCUUCACCUCUGUUACUGAGGAAAUGGGAGAACGUUGCCCAUUACCUCUGACACAAUUCCAGUGAAAAGGGUGGGGUAUGGAACCACCCACCAUGUUCUCAAACAAUCAGGUUUCUAAAUAAAGAACUGGACUGUCAA
This is a messenger RNA of Cynocephalus volans (Philippine flying lemur), 2633 nucleotides long. It is a transcript of the gene OS9, whose product is annotated as OS9 endoplasmic reticulum lectin. The coding region runs from base 11 to 2029 and encodes 672 amino acids. Gene Ontology annotation, biological process: endoplasmic reticulum unfolded protein response; retrograde protein transport, ER to cytosol. NCBI's taxonomy places the organism in Eukaryota, Metazoa, Chordata, Mammalia, Dermoptera, Cynocephalidae. The transcript is spliced from 15 exons. The record is from RefSeq and is a predicted model, not a curated record. Gene Ontology annotation, cellular component: endoplasmic reticulum lumen.